Messenger RNA from Motacilla alba alba, 8201 nucleotides. RefSeq names its product Rho guanine nucleotide exchange factor 10 (gene ARHGEF10). NCBI's taxonomy places the organism in Eukaryota, Metazoa, Chordata, Aves, Passeriformes, Motacillidae. The coding region runs from base 4140 to 8201 and encodes 1353 amino acids. Gene Ontology annotation, molecular function: protein binding; guanyl-nucleotide exchange factor activity. Gene Ontology annotation, cellular component: centrosome. The record is from RefSeq and is a predicted model, not a curated record. Gene Ontology annotation, biological process: positive regulation of stress fiber assembly; actin cytoskeleton organization; mitotic spindle assembly. The transcript has 29 exons.
UUUUGUUUCUGCUUUUGUACAGUGACUUCUAUUUCACUUUUUUCUUUAUGUAUUUCCAUUUUACAGUUUUACUUCAGAGUGUUAGAAGGGAUCCCAUGGAGUUGUUGUAUGGUCUCUAAGAGGCAUUUUUUAAACUAUCUUUCUCUAAAUUCAGCUUCCUGAUGUUUUUUUGAGCUGUAAGUGCAUUUCUGGACUAUCCUUGGAUGCUUCUUGUGGAAUAUCUAUUGCAGGAGUUGUACCUUAGAGAAACUUCCUUUGGAGUUACAGUGUUAAACACUGUGAAUGCAAUUGUUCUUACUUUUUGAACAUUUUGUAUGUUAUAAUGAAAUAAUAAAUGAGGUUUCAUUGGUAGUGGUAUGAAUUAGUCUUUAAUUUUGUCUGUAUUCGAUAAUAUGUGAGAGAGACAUUUUUCAUAUCUAAGAUCAUAUUUUGUUAAAAUCAGCAUUUAUUACUGAUACUUUCCCCCCACUUCCAUUCUUUUUAAUACAAUGUCAUUCUUGUUUUUACAUCUGUUAGUGGAAAAUUAAUAUUGGUAAAUUCAUUUCUGAAUCUAGAAGUAGUUUAGCAAGUAGAAAACCUGUAAGCCUGGAUGGUUGGAAAUUCUCAGAGAUUGGUUCAUAAACUGAAGCCUGAGAAUUUCUUAAGGGAGACUUUGGGAGUAUCAUGAGGGAGAGAGGUUCUUUAUUAGAGGGAUGUAGGAGGCAAAUGAGCAAGGUAAACCAGAAUUCUCAUCAUAGACUUAUACAACUGUGUCUUAGUAUUCUUUUUGUUUUCAAAUCUUUCUCAGUAAUGUCACUGUACGUGUGUGCAUGUGGUUUGCAGAGCAGAAUAUUGUGACUUAAGUUCUGUCACAUAUCCAAGGAAGAAAACUGCUGCAUUAUUAUUAGCAUCUUUUGAGAUUUUAAUCCGUUGGACAUUUUCUUAUUGUAAAUAAUCUUGAGUUUUACUUGCACCAAAAUAUUGUAGGUUAUUUAGAAACCAGGAAUAUGUAAAAGUAGAACUUGUUUUUAAGGGAAUGAUGACAAGUAAUGCUAAACAAGAGUUGAAAAAUAUGUUUUCAAACUUGUGCCUUUAGAUCAAAAAACUUGAUUCAUGUUUAUUCUGAAAUGCCUGAAUCAGCAAGACUGUGGGAAGUGAUGCAUAACUGCACAACAUUGAUUAUGUCCUGCAUGUUCACUGCUCAGUCAGGAAGCCUGAAGCUUAAUGUCAAAUGCGUGGGUGAAGCAGUUAAACAGAGCAAAAUAAAUUGUUCUACUUACGUGCUGCUGAAUAGGGGCAUUAUCUUGGGAAAAUCUGUUUCAGUGACUUACUGUACUGUACAAUACUUGUUACUUGGGACUGAACCAUGAAUGUGAACUGUUAGGAUCCAAGCUCAAGGUCAAACAUUCACUCUUGUUUCUCUUCUGUAAUCCCUUGUUUCUCAAAAUGCAUUAAAAAAAUUGCAGAAAUUGUAGGAAUAUUUUUUUCCUUAGAGAUACAGACUGUGCAUCUCAAAAACUUCCAAGAAAGAGGGUAAACGUUAAUUCCUCAUCUGUAAAAUGGGCUAAUAACGUACUGAGAAGUAGAUGGCAAUAUUUAGAUUUCCUGGUAGGAUCACAGUGAGUCUUGAGGUUAUGUCUCUUGUUUUUAUAUUUUUCACUUUUCUAAAGCAUUCUCAGUCUCAUCGUCAAUGUCCUUUUAGAAUUUCCUGCUUAAUAUUCAGUAUUGUUGCAAACCAUGGAUUGACCAAUUUGAGUUUUAAAAACUUCACUUUCAGAUUGUAGAAGGUUGAGAGGAAGGAUGUCUACUAAUAAUAAUUUCCAAAUCAAGGAAAGAGUGAAGACUGCUGAUGUUUGGACUAGAUGCAGAACUUACACUUCUGUGGGAAUCUAGCUUCCAUUAUACAUUUUUUGAAGACAAGGGCUGUUCUUUGCAGGUGCUAUUACUAUUUUUCUUUCUUCCUGUAGUAUAUGAUUUAACAGCUGUAUUACCUGAUUUCUGAUUUAUUUGAAUAAAAUUUUGGUAUUAGAAAACCAAUGAAAAUAGUGUUAUUUUUCUCGAGCAUGCAUUUUAACUUUGUUAUUAGAAAUGUAUUUCCGUAUUUUACUCCAUAUAUUUUUGAAACUCAGUAAUAAGACUCUGUUUAUAUUCUUAAUAACUUUAUUCAUCAGUUGAAACACAUUUGUUCAACUGGAUGAUUUUCUAAUGAUCAGAUAGAAUGAGUUGUCCUCAAUGAGAAACAGCACGGUUACUUUUCCAAGGACAGUAGUUCCCUAAGAGCUGAAAAUAUUUAGGUGAAGUGUCUCUGUCAGGACCUGGUUUGCAGGCAUCAAUAGUAACUGAAUAUUCAUUUCAGUGUAUCCUUUCACUUACAUCGUAGGAAACAGUUUCUGGUGGAAAUUUUCAUCAGUUGUCAUCAGUAUCUUGAAAGACAACCUCUGCCAUGUGAAACCAGGAUGCACAGAUUUAGUGCAAGUUGAAACAAGACAUUCUGGUUUUGUAAUGAAGGUCUGACUAAUGUACAGGUGAAGGGGAAAAAAUGAUUUAUUGACUGUAUCCAUAAAUAACAUUUCCGUGCCUUUUUUUUUCCAGUUAGACCUUGAUUUGCUGCAAAAUGAAACCCUUCCUGUGACAAAAUUACUGUCUUUUACAUGUGACAUUGAUCAGUAUUACUAUACUAAAUGAUAUUUUGGUGCAUUUUUAAUAAAAAAACAUUUUAAACUCUCUUCAUAAUAAUUCUAAUUACAGAUAUAUUAUAAUACUAUGUCUGCACCUAAACCCUGUAUAGGUUUACAUCACAAUUGAAGUGUGCUGCAGCAUAUGAGGAUCUUCUCUAAUUAAAAAAUAGAAACCUUUUAGGUAUUAAGAUUUAGAUUUAGGUAUUAAGAUUUAGAAAUUAAGGUAGUUCUUCAUAUCCAACAUUGAAAGGGACUAAUUGAAUUAAAUUUAAAAAGGGAAAUUGCAGAAAUAUGAUUGCUUUUCCAGAUGAAGUUACUUGAUUGCUGUCAAAUUAUAGCACUAAUUAAGAAAAAUGCUCUUAAUAAUAAUAUGUUUUUAUUUUGCUUGCAUGUGGGACAUGAAGGAUCUUUGUCUUGACCUAGUGAUGCAGUUUUCUAGUUUGUGUGGCACAGAAGCAAAACAGAUCAUUCUUGAUUUAAAGCAUAUGAUGCCAGUGUUCCCUUUUAAUUCUUCAGAGGCUUGCAAUUUGUUACAGUACUGUUGACCUCCAGGAUGGUCUGCAAAUUCUGGGAUAAUGCCUGUUCUUCUUACUUUGAGUAUUCACACAGUUGCCAGGACAAAAGACGGGAGCAACGCUCAUUCACUAAAAUAUUAGUUAUCCUAAGUGAAUGUGUGGAAAUUUCUUCCUUUCCCUUUUUAUGCAUAUUCCUCAAACAUUUGUAAGUCACAGCUUUUCUAUUUGUAAAAUAAUUGUAUUGCUACUGAGCUUAAUAAAACCAUAUGCUUGUGUUGGAUUCAGCAAGGUCUUUUGCACAAUGUGAUUGUGAUCUAGGUGGGUGUACUGCUCAAUGGGUGGAAGCCUGGUGGGAUUUGGAGGAUGGUUUUGGAAGUGGCUGGUUGGCUGUAACUUGAGGCUGGUAACCAGUGGAGAACCCCAGCUGUCCACCAUAGGAUGUGUCCAGUUUAAUGUUAUGCAUGAAGUGGAAGUUCACCAGCCCUUGCUCAUGGAGUUUGCAAGUGACACCAAAGUGGGGGAAGGGGUGGCAGUGGAUGUGCUUGAGAUUCAGGCUGUCAUUCAGAAGGACUUGGGCAGAUGGGAGGAGCUGGCUGGCGAGAACUCUGUGGAAUUCAGCAAUGAGGAGGGUAAGGUUACACACCUGGGAAGGAAUGUUUCCUCAGAGGGGAAGGGUUCCUCUCACUCAGCACUUGUCAGACCACACCUGCAGUAUGCACACUUAAUCCAGUUUUGUGUCCACACUUCACCCCAGUACAAGAGAGAUGUGGAUAAAACCCAGCAAGUUCAGCACAAGGCUGCUGCAAUGUCAGGGAGUAGCAGCAGUGCCCUGGAGGAGAACGAAGUUUCAUGGGGGCCUGGCAGUGUGCUCCCACCAGCUGACAGACUAUGAGGAAGGGGGCAGGACCACAGGCUAUGGUCAUGACUGAAUUUUCCAGCCUGCUAAAGGUGCGGUGGAUAUACUAGAAUGGACACAGAGGAUUUCCCUCCACCACCACCAGAAGUUCUAGAACGUGAACCAAAAGCCGCGGGUCUGAAUGAUGAAGAGGAGGAUGAGGGAGAACAGUUUGAUUUUGAUAGUGGAGAUGAGAUACCAGAAGCAGACAGGCAAGCCCUUGUGCUACCUAUUCCUGGUCCUGGAAAUUACAUAGAGCACCAAGAGGCUGGUGCUGCAGGAGCUGAUAACUUAGAAAACACUGAGAAGCUGCAAACAUCAGAACCUGCUGCAGAAGGCACUCCAGCCAAAGUAAAUCCCUACUCAGUCAUAAAUAUUUCCCCAAUCCAAGAUAAGGAUCCAUCCUCAUCGCCAGAACCAAGUCCUCAAGAUGAAUGUGCAAGUCCCAGCCUGUCUGGUGGAUAUUCUGUUCCUGUGCCUUGUGGAUAUGCUGUGCCAUCCAACUUGCCUUUGAUACUGCCAGCAUACAGCAGUCCUGUCAUCAUCCGCAGUGUUUCUGUAGAUGAAGAAGGUACACAGUCAGCAACUGAAGAAUGUCAUUAUAAUUCUGUAAACCUGGAGGACCCUCAGAACAGUGAAGAUAACCAGACCAAGAAAGAGGAUGAUGCCCUGGCCAAAUGGGUUGCAGAUCCUGCAAAUACAGCAUGGAUGGAAAACCCGGAUGAGGUAAUUUAUGAUGAUGUGCCAAGAGAAGAUUCAGACUCUGAACCAGAGGAAAUGAUUUAUGAUGAUGUUGAAAAUGGUGAUGAUGGUGGAAACAGCUCACUGGAAUACGGGUGGAGUUCAAGUGAGUUUGAAAGCUAUGAAGAACAGAGUGAUUCUGAGUGUAAAAAUGGAAUUCCCAGCUCCUUUUUGCGAGGCAACCACAAGAGACAUCUUUCUCAUGACCUAACGCGUUUAAAGGAGCAUUAUGAAAAAAAGAUGAAAGAUUUGAUGUCAAACACUGUGGGAGCAGUAGAGAUUCAGCAACUAAAGCAAAAACAUGAGCUGAAGAUGCAAAAACUUAUGAGAGCUGCUAGAGAAGGUACCAAAGAUGGACUUGAAAAGACAAAAGCAGCUGUGAAGAAGGGUCGUUCCUUCAUUCGGACAAAAUCUUUCAUUUCUCAAGAUCAUAGAUCAUCUUGUCUGGAAGAAGAAGAGCUAAAUUUAUUUAUUGAUGUGGACUGUAUGCAUACAGAAGCAAUUAUGACUCCUAUGCCUGAAGGAUUAUCACAGCAGCAGGUUGUGAGAAGGUAUAUUUUGGGCUCUGUAGUUGAUAGUGAGAAGAAUUACGUGGAUGCUCUCAAAAGGAUCCUGGAGCAAUAUGAGAAGCCCCUUUCCGAUAUGGAACCAAAAUUACUGAGUGAAAGAAAACUUAAAAUGGUCUUUUAUCGAAUUAAGGAAAUUCUUCAGUGCCAUUCAAUGUUUCAGAUUGCGCUGGCGAGUCGUGUAUCUGAGUGGGACUCUGUUGAAAUGAUCGGUGAUGUCUUUGUUGCUUCAUUUUCUAAAUCUAUGGUAUUGGAUGCAUACAGUGAAUAUGUAAACAACUUCAGUACAGCAGUUGGGAUUCUCAAGAAAUCUUGUGCCACCAAACCUGCCUUUUUAGACUUCUUAAAGCAGUGUCAGGAGUCAAGCCCUGAUCGCAUUACACUGUAUGGUUUAAUGAUGAAACCUAUCCAACGUUUUCCACAGUUCAUUCUGCUAUUGCAGGAUAUGUUGAAGAACACUAAUAAAGGACAUCCUGACAGAUUACCUCUACAGAUGGCUCUUACAGAGCUCGAGACACUGGCAGAGAAGUUAAAUGAAAGGAAAAGGGAUGCAGACCAGCGCUGUGAAAUAAAACAAAUAGCAAAAGCAAUGAAUGAACGUUACCUGAACAAGCUACUCAGCAGCGGAAACAGAUACCUCAUACGGACUGAUGAUAUGGUUGAGACAGUUUAUAAUGACAAAGGAGAAAUUAUCAAAACCAAAGAACGGCGACUUUUCAUGUUAAAUGAUGUGCUGAUGUGUGCAACAGUGAAUAUUCGCUCUUCCUGUGAAAGCAGUGGCACCGUGACAACUGGCCAGAGGUAUUUAUUGAAGUGGAGCGUACCUCUGGGACAAGUGGAUGUCAUAGAGUAUGGCAGCAGUGAAGGCCAAGGAGACAACUGCAGGUUCCCACCCCAGCUCCCUGCUGAAAAUGUCAUCAUUAACUCUAAGCCAAACAAGCUCUAUAUGGGACCAGGGCAACUGUACCAUGAUCUGCAGAACCUUUUACAUGACUUGAAUGUACUUGGUCAAAUUAGCCAAUUAGUAAGCAGCCUUAAAGGAAACUAUCAGAACUUAAACCAAUCUGUAGCCCAUGACUGGACCUCAGGUUUACAAAAACUGAUUUUGAAAAAAGAAGACGAAAUCAGAGCAGCAGAUCGCUGUAGAAUUCAGCUGCAACUCCCAGGAAAACAGGACAAGUCUGGGCGGCCAACCUUCUUUACAGCUGUGUUCAAUACAUUUGCCCCUGCCAUCAAACAGUCUUGGAUCAACAAUUUACAAAUGGCUAAACUGGCUCUUGCAGAGGAUAACCUCUUAGGUUGGUUCUGCAUAGAAGAUGAUGGGAAUCAAAUCAAAAAGGAAAAACAUCCUCUCCUCGUUAGACACAUGCCAGUGAUGAUGGCCAAGCAACAGGAGUUUAAGGUUGAAUGUGCUGCUUAUAAUCCUGAGCCAUACCUUGCUGGAGAAACAGAGUCAGAUUCCUGUGCUGUGGAACAUGGUUUUCUUUGGAUUGGCAGUUGUACUAAUCAGAUGGGCCAGGUUGCAAUAGUCUCAUUUCAAAGCUCCAGCCCCAAGGUUAUUGAGUGCUUCAAUGUGGAAUCACGGAUUCUCUGCAUGGUCUACAUACCAGAGGAGGAGAAGCUGAAAGAGCAAAACAAAGCUCCAGACUCUGAAAAUGUUCUUGCAAAGACGUCUAAUGUGCCUACUAUUUGCCUUGGCAUGGAAGAAGGAAGCAUUUCUAUUUACAAAAGUUGCCAAGGCUCAAAGAAAAUUCGACUUCAACACUUCUUCACUCCUGAAAAAUCAACUGUUAUGAGCUUAACAUAUAGGUCUCAGUACUUGUUUGCUGGCCUGGUAAAUGGAAACGUCUCAAUCUACACAAAAGCAGAAGAUGGGACAUGGGACACAGAACCUCAGAAGAUAGUUAAAUUGGGUGUUCUGCCUGUUAGAAGUCUGCUUGUGAUGGAGGAGACCAUUUGGGCUGCAUGUGGUGGACAAAUUUUUAUAAUCAGCACUGUGACGCAUUCCAUAGAGAACCAUUUUGAAGCCCAUCAAGAGGAAGGGAUGGUGAUCUCUCACAUGGCUGUGGCUGGAGUGGGAGUCUGGAUUGCCUUCACAUCUGGAUCUACUCUUCGGCUGUUCCACACAGAGACACUGAAACACCUCCAGGAUGUUAACAUUGCCACACCUGUUCACAAUAUGUUGCCAGGGCAGCAGCGUGUCUCUGUGACCAGCCUCCUGGUGUGCCAUGGGUUGCUGCUGGUUGGAACAAACCUGGGUAUUAUAGUAGCAUUACCAGUGCCACGCCUGCAGGGGAUUCCCAAAGUAACUGGAAGAGGAAUGGUGUCAUACCAUGCACACAAUAGCCCAGUCAAAUUUCUUGUAACAGCUACAUCUAUAAACAAAAAGAACAGAAACAAAUUGAGAAACAGCCUCCCUCCUGGCUCGGAACCUAAGGACGAUGACCAAAAGAACAUUCUGCACAGUGAACGACCGGGCUCUUCCCUUAGUAACACCCAGGACACUGCAGUUUGGCUGGGGGAUUCAGCAGGGUCCAUUGCACAAAGAAGUGACUUGUCAUCAUCUUCUGGAUCCCUUACUUUGUCUCAUGGAUCAAGUUCCCUAGAACACAGACCAGAGGACAGUAACAUUUAUGAGCUUCUGAAGGAUCAAAAUAUCUCAUUUAAAAGUAAAAGACAGAAAUCUAAGAAAAUGAAAGCAAGUUCAGUAUUAGUAAUUUCUGGUGGCCAAGGACACAGAAGAUUGAACAAGAAGACCAAGCAGCAACGACAAGAUGAACUAGUGUCUUCAGUGAUGGUCUGGCAAAUCCCACUAUUAAAUAUCUAA